AUGUGUGUGAAACUUAAGAAAUGCAUGCUGAAAAGUGCAAUCUGAAAAGAGAUGCUGAUGGGGGAAAAAAUUUGAUUGAAACUUGGAAUAAAGGCUAUUAUGCAUCAUCACGUAACCAUGACACGAGGCAGGAACAAUGGCAUCUGAUUUACAUGAGAAAGAAUUCAGUCUCGCAGUGGGAAAAGACUCUAUUGUUGUGCCUGCUGUUAUGGCUGCCAUAACGUGAUGGUACAAAAACUCUAUAAGAGCAAUAGAAAAUACUGUAUUUUAUCUGUGAAUGUGAUCGAUGAGGCUUCCUCUGGGUUCCCUGUGUUUUCCGUUUCCGCCGCUUGCGUGAGGAGUAUUAUUUAGAGCCGCUUGCGUGACGGCGCCUUGAGUGACAACCUUUAGAGCGGCUCUUGACGACACUAACAAUCAUGCUACAAAGAUCUUUAGUUUCACAUCUAUCAGAUAUUUGUUUCAUUUAUUGUCCAUCUCUGAAAAAAACUUCAUAAAAAUUGUUUUACAUGUAGUGAUAAAUGUUCGUGACUGUCACGCUAGCUGCACUCGCAGCACGCUGCUCUUUCUAAAAGCGUACAGGCCUGAGGCAGCUCCACUAAGCAAAUUACAUAACAUAUUAGAACCUUGUUCUUAGUGUUUUUGAGAGUAAAAAUUGCGAUCUAUAGCUCGAUGGAUUCCUACGCUACAAAUAAUGGUGGUGUUGGCAAAGACAGCAGUCUAUAUGACUUCGAGCCCGCCAAAAAACUCCGUGAGCUCGCUAAGAUUAAUGGCUUGGAAAUGGCUUCCAAAGAUUUUGCUUCUCUCAUGGACGAACAAGAUGAACUCCAUGAGCUAAGGAAGGAGUUUUGUUAUCCAUUGAAUAAGGAAUCACCGCAUGUUGACCUAUCCCUCGUAGAUGGGAAUGCAGAGUGUGUGUAUUUCUGCGGCAAUUCUCUUGGACUAAUGCCAAAAGAAUGCAGGAAGCUAGUCAAAGAACACUUGGAUAAAUGGGCUGCAAUGGGGGUUUAUGGUCAUCAUCUUGGAGACAGACCAUGGAAGUCAAUAGAAGAAUAUGCAACAGAAGAAACUGCUGAACUUGUUGGUGCGAAGCCAAUCGAAGUGGUUGUAAUGAACGCAUUAACCGUCAAUGUCAAUCUUAUGAUGGUGCCUUUCUACAGACCAACAAGCACUCGUCACAAAAUACUGAUGGAGGGCAAGGCUUUUCCUUCUGAUCAGUAUGCUAUCAAGUCCCAAGUAAAUUUUCAUGGUUACAAGCCACAAGAAAGCAUCAUCGAAGUGUUUCCAAGAAAGGGAGAAGAAACUCUAAAAACAGAAGACAUCCUCAAAGUCAUUGAAGAACAAGGAGACUCCAUUGCAUUAGUUAUGUUCUCAGGAGUUCAGUAUUACACGGGACAGUUCUUUGAUAUGAAAACAAUCACAUCAGCAGCACAGAAGAAGGGUUGUGUUGUAGGCUGGGACUUAGCACAUGCUGUUGGGAAUGUUGAGCUCCAUCUUCACGACUGGAAUGUAGACUUUGCAUGCUGGUGUAAUUACAAGUACCUCAACUCAGGCCCUGGUGCUAUUUCUGGUGUUUUUGUACAUGAAAGACAUGCUUACAACUUUGAUCUUCCAAGGUUUUCUGGUUGGUGGGGAACUAAUAAGGAAACAAGAUUCCAAAUGAAUCCAGAAAUCGAACCUAUUCCAGGCGCUGAGGGCUUCCAGAUUUCAAACCCUGCAGCCAUGCAGACAGAACUACUUAUUGGAAGUUUAAAUGUAUUUAAGAAAACGUCGAUAAAGCGUCUGAGGGCGAAAGGAGAUCUCUUAACAGCAUACUUGGAAAUACUUUUGCUUCACCGUUACCCUGCCCCUGAACUGAACGAGGACACCGAUGACACCCCUGAUAAAAAACAACAGUUAAGCCGACCUUAUGUCAAGAUUAUCACCCCCGCUGACCCUAAAGACCGCGGCUGCCAGUUGUCGGUCAAAUUUUCUUGUCCAGUUCAAAAAGUACACAAAGAAUUGGAAAAAAGAGGAGUCGUGGUUGAUACGAGGAACCCUGACGUGAUGCGGAUAGCUCCAGUACACAUGUACAACUCGUUUACUGACGUACAGCGAUUCAUCGAUCUGCUCGAACAAGCAUUUAAUGCUGUUAAAUCAUUGGAUUCGUAGCGAUGAAAACCGAGAGCAACCUUCUUAUGAAUAGAAAACGUACAGUAAACAUAUUGUCCGGAUGGAAAACGCUGUUUAAAAAUUUAUUAUUCUUGCCAUCUAACAUGGCUGCCGUCACGUGAUGGUGCAGCAUCUCUAUUAUUCUGAUCAUUACAAAGUCUAUCCCAAGGAAGGGUUGAUAUUAUAUUUUUAACUGUGGACCGGUUCUUCUAAAAAAUGUUCAUUUACUUCUAAAUAAAACUGUACUAAUUUAAAACUAAUAAAGUAAUUUCGAUUUUUAAUGUA
This is a messenger RNA of Actinia tenebrosa (Australian red waratah sea anemone), 2433 nucleotides long. RefSeq names its product kynureninase. The record is from RefSeq and is a predicted model, not a curated record. Gene Ontology annotation, cellular component: cytoplasm. Gene Ontology annotation, molecular function: kynureninase activity; pyridoxal phosphate binding. Gene Ontology annotation, biological process: NAD+ biosynthetic process. Lineage: Eukaryota; Metazoa; Cnidaria; Anthozoa; Actiniaria; Actiniidae.